GCAAUGUGCAACCCUAUGAAUUCAUUCUUCCGCCAAGUUGGAAACAAACAAGAGUUGCCAACAUACUUUCUGGAAAUUAUUGCCAACCCAAAUGUGCUGAGCCAUGGGUGGAGGUGAAAUUUGAAGAUGAAAAGCAAGGCAAAGUUCAGGUGGUCGCUUCACCUUUAAUACGCCUAACAAACAAGCCUAAUGCAACUAUUGAAGAUAUUGGAAGCCCUGAGAAGGUGAUUGCUUCUCUUGGUCCAUUUGUGACGGGUAACACGUAUGAUUCUGAUGAGCUCCUUGAAACAUCAAUAGAGAAGCAUGGCAAUCAAACG
Molecule: messenger RNA, 317 nt
Organism: Dendrobium catenatum
Lineage: Eukaryota; Viridiplantae; Streptophyta; Magnoliopsida; Asparagales; Orchidaceae
Product: psbP domain-containing protein 6, chloroplastic
Exons: 1
Biological process (GO): photosynthesis
Cellular component (GO): photosystem II oxygen evolving complex; extrinsic component of membrane; photosystem II
Molecular function (GO): calcium ion binding
Source: RefSeq, a predicted model, not a curated record